Molecule: messenger RNA, 7685 nt
Organism: Nerophis lumbriciformis (worm pipefish)
Lineage: Eukaryota; Metazoa; Chordata; Actinopteri; Syngnathiformes; Syngnathidae
Gene: ripor2
Product: RHO family interacting cell polarization regulator 2
Source: RefSeq, a predicted model, not a curated record
UCCGUUGUGCGCGCCUUUUGUUUGCUUCCUUUUUUGUAGUCUGUUAGUGUUUAAAAUAGAAUAUGUACUUCCAUUCACGCCUUGCCCGCGCCAACUUUCCUUUGCAUUUCGGGGAAACAAACCCCAAGGUCCACGUACUGACAGUUCUCCCGAAAUGUGUUUGUCAUUCUUGUUUGGUGUGGGUUCACAGUGUGGCGCAUAUUCAUAACAGUAUUGAAGUUGUUUAUACAGCCACCCUCAGUGUGACCUGUAGGGCUGUUGACCAAGUAUAUGUUGCAUUCACUUGUGUGUGUGAAAAGCCGUAGAUAUUAUGUGACUGGGCCGGCACGCAAAGAAAGUGCCUUUAAGGUUUAUUGGCGCUCUGUACUUCUCCCUAUGUCCGUGUACACAGCGGCGUUUUAAAAAGUCAUACAUUUUACUUUUUGAAACUGAUACCAAUAAUUUCCGAUAUUAUAUUUUAAAGCAUUUAUCGGCUGAUAAUAUCGGCAGACCGAUAUUAUCGGACAUCCCUAAUUGAAAGCUUUUUUCACCACCGCGCCAUCUGCUGGAUCUGGCGGCGCAGUACCCUUAAAUUCCCCAUAAGUUGGAGAAUUGCCACAAACCUUUUUUUAUGUCUUAUCUAAUGGUGGCCUAGUUGUGUUUUUAGAAAGAUGAGUAACUUCCUCGUGGUCUUUUUAUUUUUUUUAACAAGAGAAACAACCGGAACGGAAAAGAAGGAUCAGAGGUGACUCCUGCAUUAAGAUUAAUUAUGUCGCCCGCUGCAGAGUCAUUACGGAAGCCCUUCCUGCCUUUUCCUAAUGCCAAGUGAUAGAUUAAAAGAGACAAACCAUUUUCUGCUCCCGUUGCUUCUUGGAAGGAAUCGGAUUUUCACGGACUACGCGUCCACUUAUGGAGGGCAAUUAUGAUGGCAGGAGUCACUAUUCAUCUGAUAAAAAUACUUUUAUUUGCACCUGUGUUUCCUCACGCCACCAUUGAUCCAGUGUGGUAACAUGACAAGCAAGUUUGGGGUGUAUUGUUAUAUACAUGUAAAAACAAACGACUUCAGACGGACUCGGAAGGUGACAGCUGCUAAGUCUGGUGCACAGACAGAGAAUCAGGUGUGCACGUGCAUCAGACCAGUUCAUGCCUGGGGCCUUGCUGGGUGUGUGAGCAGAUGAUACAGUAGCUGCUUUCCAAAAAGUAUGCAUUUUUGAUAAUGCUCAUUCUUUAUAAAGGUACCUUGUAUUGUGCAAUGCUAACGAUAUUCAAAUAACAGUAUUGUGCCGUUAACAGCUAGCUGGCAACUAGCGCUCUAAUCGCUAUCUGGAAUCUAGCACAUUAAUCGCUAGCUGGAAACUAGCAGAAACAAUCACUGGCUGACAACUAACGCGCUAAUCACUACCUGGCAAUUCGAUUGCUAAUCGCUAACUGCCAAUUAGCGCACCAAUCGCUAGCUGACAACUAUACACUAAAAAAUGCUGGGUUAUUUUGAUAACCCAAUUUAUGAGUUGCGAGUGUUGGGUUAAAUUUUAGAGAUAUUUUUAUGAAGAGCAAUCCAUUUUUGGGGUUAUGAGGGUAUUAUUUUAACAAAAUUUCAGGGUUUUCACAACUAUUAACCAUUUUUGUGUUGUUUUUAAAUGAGUAAGGCAUUUUUGUGUAAAAGGCUUUUUCUAUUAAAAAGGUACUUUUUUCUUGAAGGGAAUUUUAUUAAGGAUUAAUUUUACAUUAUUUACAAUCACACAUCUUAUGUACAUGAAAAUAUUUGAGCAUGCUGUAUAGAACUACUAUGACCAUACAUGGCAAUUAAUGUAAAAACAUAUAACUCAUAUCUUGCUUUUGAGUAUAUUUUAAUAGAAUAAAAGUAAUUUUGAUCAGUAGUUGGGAAGGAGUAGGACAAACCAGCAGUAAAAAAAAAUUUUUUUAACCAAUUAUUGGGUCAAGGAGCGCUAAAUUGCGCAACCCAAUAGUUGGGUUUGGAAUAACCCAACAUUGUAGUGAGCAUAACUCAGCUUUUGUGUUAAAUACAUUCAACCCAAUAGUUGGGUUAUGAAUCAACCAACAUUGAGUUAGCAUAACUCAACUUUUGGGUUAAAUAAUUCAACCCAAUAGUUUGGUUGGGAAUAACCCAAUAUUAAGUUAUCAUAACUCAACUUUUUGGAUAAAUAAUUCAACGCAAAAUUUGGAUUUAAAAAAUGUACCCGAAAUGUUGAGUUAAAAUAACUCAAAUAAGGGGUUUGUCCUUUUCUAAACCAGCAGUUGGGUUAAAAUUGGGUUAUUUUUUAACCCAACAUUUUUUAGUGUGUACAGCACUAACCGCGAGCUGGCAACUACAGCGCUAAUCAUUAGCUAGCUGACAACUAACAUGCUGAUCGCUGGCUGGCAACUAGAGUACGAAUCGCUAGCUGACUACUAGUGCGCCAAUCGCUAGCUGGCAAUUAGAGUGCUAAUCGCAAGCUCCCAACUAGCGUGCCAAUUGUUAGCUGGCAACUAGAGCAUUAAUCGCUUGCUUUCUUAAAUGCUAACAUAUAUUAAUUAGGGAUGUCCAAUAAUGGCUUUUUGCCGAUAUCCGAUAUUCCGAUAUUGUCCAACUCUUUAAUUACCGAUACCGAUACCAACCAAUACCAAUAUCAACCGAUAUAUGCAGUUGUGGAAUUAACACAUUAUUAUGCCUAAUUUGGCACCAGUUAUGGUGAAGAUAAGGUCCUUUAAAAAAAAAUAAAAAAAAAAUAAGAUAAAUAAAUUAAAAACAUUUUCUUGAAUAAAAAAUAAAGUAAAACAAUAUAAAAACAGUUACAUAGAAACUAGUAAUUAAUGAAAAUUAGUCAAAUUAACUGUUAAAGGUUAGUACUAUUAACAAUCAUGUGUGCUUACAGACUGUAUCCCUUGCAGACUGUAUUGAUAUAUAAUGUAAGAACCAGAAUAUUAAUAACAAAAAGAAACAACCCUUUUGUGUGAAUGAGUGUGAAUGAGUGUAAAUGGGGGAGGGAGGUUAUUUGGGUUGGUGCACUAAUUGUAAGUGUAUCUUGUGUUUUUUAUGUUGAUUUAAUAAAAAACAACAAAACAAAAACAAAAAAAAACGAUACCGAUAAUAAAAAAACUGAUACCGAUAAUUUCCGAUAUUACAUUUUAACGCAUUUAUCGGACAUCUCUAAUAUUAAUGUAAUAAUUUAUUCAUAUUUAACUACAUGACAGUGUGUAUGUAAAUACAUUUACAUUUGUAAAAUAUUUGCGAGAGGCGGAGGCGAUAUAAAAAUACAUUUAAAAAAAUCUACCAACAAUGUUAUGGCCCACCGCAGUACCUCUGCGGACCCCUGUUAAAUACCUCUAGACUAGACCUAGACUGUAUCUAAUGUUACAAAUUAAUUGAUCUUCACAUUGAUUGACGUGUUCUAUUUAGGUAAUCAGCCACCACUUCAUGCAGCACAACAGGCUUUGCUCCACAUCUUAAAAUAAAGCCUGAAGCUUUGCCAAUUAUCUAGCUUGCUGCUGGCAAAAUAUGAGUUUAAUGUUAGAACAUAGCUAUGCUAAUGUUGCUAGUAUUUGUAUCCUCCUGCCCCACUCCAUAAAAAGCUGCAUCUGACAUUUGGCAUUAUGUUCGUAUGACCCCAAUUUGAGUUGAUAUCCUAAUUUUUUUGACGCAGGUGCAAGUGUAUGAAGCCUGUUUCAUUCCCACCAGUCAGGUCCCGCCUUCUCGGUGACAUCCUCGCCUUCCUAUUGGCUGGCUGUUUCCCAGGAGGAGCGAAGCGAACACAAACUGGAAUGUGUGGGAGUGGGUGUCUUUCACUGUUUGCUCCGCACGACCGACGCUCGAACACCACUAUCGCCGAUUUCAAUGAAAUUUAAUCAGUUUUAUUUUGUUUUAGCGAUUGUUCCUGUUUUUUUGUUUGCCGGGAGAGCGCCAGCUACUCUUGACGUAUGAAUGAAUGGUCGAAUUGAUGGAUGGAUGGAGGGGAGCAGGUAGACGAGCGCUAACAACGCCGCAAAGAAGCUACUUUGAGUGAUUAAAAGGAAAAUAAAUCCAUUAAAGGUGUGUCGUCACGCAUCCCGGAGAUCAUGGCGGCCGCCGGGACGCACUCACCGGGAGGCCCCAACGGCAUCAUCCGGAGUCAGUCGUUCGCCGGCUUCAGCACGCUGCAAGAGCGGCGGUCGCGGUGUAACUCCUUCAUGGGCAACUCCGCGGCGCAGAAGAAGCCUCAGUCUAAACCCAAAAAGCCCCAUCUGUCUGGUCACAAGGGGGGCAGCAGCUCCAGGGAGCCUCAGCCGAAAAGACUGGAGGAGGUCUACAUCUCGCUCAAACAAGGCCUGCAUGAAUAUCUGGCGGUUCACCAAACAGAGUUGGAGAAGCUGACAUCUCUGAUGAAGGACAUGAAGAGGAACUCGCGCCUGGGAGUGCUGUAUGAUCUUGACAAGCAAAUCAAAGCCAUCGAGAGGUAUAUGAGACGCCUGGAGUUUCACAUGAGCAAGGUGGAUGAGCUCUAUGAGGCCUUCUGCAUCCAGAGUCGCCUGAGGGAUGGCGCCAGCCGCAUGAAGCAGGCCUUCACAUCCUCCCCUUCCACCAAGGGAACCAAGGAGAGCAUCGCUGAGGUUAACCGACGCUAUAAAGAGUACACAGAGAACAUGAGCGCCUUUGAGAGUGAUCUGGAAAACCUGCUCGGAGAGUUUCACAUCAAAAUGAAAGGUUUGGCAGGCUUUGCUAGGCUGUGUCCGGGAGACCAGUAUGAGAUCUUCAUGCGGUACGGUCGCCAGAGGUGGAAGCUAAAGGGCCGCAUCGAGGUGAACUCCAGACAGAGCUGGGACGGGGACGAGAUGGCCUUCAUGCCGCUCAUCACUGACCUCAUUAACAUCAAGGUGACCGAGCUGAAGGGCCUGGCUACUCACCUGUUGGUGGGCAGCGUCAUCUGCGAGACCAAGGAGCUCUUCACCGCCAUGCCUCAGGUGGUGGCGGUGGACGUCAACGACCUUGGGACCAUUAAGCUCAACCUGGAGGUCACGUGGUACCCCUUCGACGUGGAGGACCUUACACUGUCGUCGGGCAACGUGAGCAAAGCCACAGCGCUGCAGAGGCGGGUGUCUGUUUACAGCCAGGGCACACCGGAGACCCCCACCUUCCAGGACGCCUCCUUCUUUAAGUGGCGGCCAUAUCCCGUGGAGCGCCAGCGUCUGUCCUUCCUGCACAUGCUCAGAGAUGCCCUGCUCGAGAAGCUCAGGCGCACUCGCUCCUUUGGGGACCUGGCCUCGCUCCGGCCUAGACCCAAAUCCAGUCUGGAGGUCUAUUCGACUCUACCAGAUGACGUUUUUGAAAAUGGCGGCUGCGGCAUGGCCGAGUGCAAACGGCUCUCGUUCACCUUCUCUGACACCUCAACGUCCACGCCCAGCCCGAGUCCAGCGCCCAGUUCCCACUCCCCGGCCCAGUCCAACCCCGAGAUCACUGUCACUCCCCCCGAAACGAACACCUCCCCCUCCAGGCUCCUUGCGGCCAGAGAGGGCUCAAUCGCGGAGGAGGAUGAGGAGGACGGUGAGACGGGCAGCAGAGGAAGCGCCAGCCUGGCCAGCGACGAGGCGGCCGAGGACUCCGAGUGGGAACGCACCGAGUCCCAACGCAACUCCAGCGGCUCUAACCGCGGCUCAGACGCUCCUUCCUCAUGCUCAGACGGGCUUCUGUCGACAGUGGCGCCGGAGGACGUCUUUUUGGACCAUGCAGACGAGCUAAAGCCGGUGGAGCUAGACACUGAGGAGUGCGGCAACCUGACACGGCAGCUGGUGAAGCGUCUAACAUCAUCAGAAAUGCAGGGCGGCGGCAGCAACUUCUCUGAGAGCGUGGGAAGCCCGAGCUGGGCCGGAGAGGGAAGCAGGGCCUUUCUGGAGAGCAGCCUGGAGGACGCCAUCCACGGGCUGCUGAUGACACUGGAGGCGCUGACACAUCGCUGCAGGGAGCUGCAGGACCUGGAACAGGAAGUCAUGCGACUCGAGGACCUCCUGAAGUGUCGCCUACCGGGUCACAGAAGUCGCUCGUCCAGCCUCAGCCUAACGGUGGAGAGUGCAUUGGAGAGCUUCGAUUUCCUCAACACGUCAGACUUUGACGACGAAGACACCGGAGACGACGCUGCUGCCGCCAUCCUCAGCCUGUCGUCACAGAGGUCACCAAUCUUUGAUACCGACGGCGAGAGAAUCGGUGGCCAGCAUCCAGAAGCACGGGGCCACCUGAGCGAAGCCCUGACCGAGGACACCGGGGUGGGCAACAGCGUGGCGGGAAGCCCCCUGCCGCUCAGCACGGGCAACGAGAACCUGGAUGUGGCAGUAGUCAUCCACCUGCAGUACUGCAACCACCUGAUCCAGCUGCUGACGGGAGCGGUGAGCACGUGGCGGCGGCGUGGCGUUCUCCUCAAGCUGUCCGCUCAGACUCAGCUUCUCGAGGAGCUGGCAGAGGUCAUUGUGGACAAAGAGGAGGCGGUGACCUCAGCGGCUGAUGUCCUGCCGGGGCUAGCAGAGCGCGAGGCUUUGAUGUCUCUGUGGUCUGAGUGCAGCGGGUCCGCCGGACUCUUCCACACCACACUUGACCGAAUGUCGACCCGCAUGACGCAGCGCUACACGCAGACGCUGCAGGAACUCCGUUCUAACGCAGUCAUCUCUUUGGUGGUAGGCGACAUGGCGGACUGCAGCGACCUUGUGGACUCCAAAAGUCCCACCGCCACUCUCUGUCAGGACGUCAUCACCGUCUUUCAGUUCCACAGUUACGUGGUGGAACAUGAAGUUGGAGACAUGGGCACACACCUGCUCCACCUGGCCUGCGAGGAGACAUUUGCGGAGGUCCUAUGCAGCGGAGACGCCUCCCGGUCUGCGUCCAUGCUCGAGGAGACGCCGCCGUCCUCCCUGUGGCCCCAAAUCAGCACCCUGAGGACGUUGGCGUCGCUGCUCACCGCCGAGGACCCUCGUCUCAACAAGGCUGCGGCCGACUACCUCGGCUCCGCUACGCUGCACGGACACUUUAGGAACAAAGCAGUGGAGUACUACACUCGGGCACUGUCGGAGGCGGGCGUUCAGAGUCAGAGGGCGGCAUGUGCGGCGCUCAGCUGCCUGCAGGCUGUGGAGAGUAUUCGAGCAGUGGUCGCGCUCUGUGACUCUGCCGACGAGGAGCUGCGGCACGUUGCCAUAGAAACGCUGCUCACGUUCGGUGAGGAGGGGCGUCUGGCCUACGAGCAGCUGGACACGGUGCCGGGCGAAAUGAUACGUUUGGGCACCCGGCGAGGAAACGCUGUCACUACUGCCUUCUAAGCCAACAUGUCACAUGAAAAAAACUAAACUAUGGAAACCUGCUAGCGGUCUCACUGACAGGGAACACACACACACACACACACACACACACACACACACACACACACUGCCUGUAAUUUUUGGGGUUUUUAACUGGAAUCACACACGCUUAUUCACUCCUUCACUUCAUUAACCUUUUUACUGUGAAAGCUUCAUUUCUUUUUGCACUUGUAAAAUACUCAGCUAGUCUCAUGUGCCGCUUUGUUCCGUGUUCUACAACUUCUAGAAUGUUCCGGGAUGGCCACCGUGUGUGUCGUCGUGUUUCAGGGAGGCUAAGAGAGGACGUGCAGUUUUUCAAGUGCAAUUUUGUAUGUACAUAGUUAUGAUUCAUGUCAGGCAGGUUUCCUCACAUAAGUUGAUGGGGUGAAAAUGUGAGUAGGCGUUUUUGUUUUUUU